Ustilaginoidea virens is the source of this 3276-nucleotide messenger RNA. RefSeq lists its product as uncharacterized. Gene Ontology annotation, cellular component: cytoplasm. The coding region runs from base 1 to 3276 and encodes 1091 amino acids. Lineage: Eukaryota; Fungi; Ascomycota; Sordariomycetes; Hypocreales; Clavicipitaceae. Gene Ontology annotation, biological process: signal transduction; actin cytoskeleton organization. The transcript is spliced from 4 exons. The record is from RefSeq and is a predicted model, not a curated record.
AUGCGUAUCUGCAAGAGGUGUGGAGAGCCAUUGACUGGUCAGUUUGUUCGAGCCCUGGAUGGCACGUUUCAUCUGGAUUGCUUCAAGUGUCGAGACUGUGGCGAGAUUGUGGCGUCCAAGUUCUUUCCCGCUGAUGAUGAAAAUGGCGAGGGUCCCUAUCCUCUCUGCGAAACGGACUACUUUCGGCGGCUGGGCUUACUCUGUUUCCAGUGCGGAGGAGCGCUGCGAGGAUCGUACAUCACAGCCCUAGACAGGAAGUACCACGUCGACCAUUUUACAUGUUCCCUUUGCCCAACCAUCUUUGGAGCCCAAGACAGCUACUAUGAGCACGAAGGAAAUGUGUACUGCCACUACCACUACUCGACGCAAUACGCACAACGGUGCAAUGGCUGCCAGACUGCAAUCCUCAAGCAGUUUGUUGAGAUUUUUCGCAACGGCCAAAAUCAACACUGGCAUCCUGAAUGCUACAUGAUUCACAAAUUCUGGAACGUCCGACUUGGUCAGCCGAGCGACACGCCCCAACAAAUCCCAACAGAACCAGAGAAUGAUGCCGCAAGAGAGGCGAUACGGGCGGAAGAGGAACGUAUGGAAGAGAAGGUGUACCGUAUUUGGAGCGUGCUGUCCACGUUUGAAGAGUCGUCCGCUGCGUGUAUUUCGGAUAUGCUCCUUCACGUCAGCAACGGCGCGUACGUUGAUGGGGUGCUCGUUGCCAAGCGUUUUAUCUGGCACGUCGAGGCUCUGUUUCAGUCAGCCGACAGACUGGACCACAUGGUACUCGCAAACAAUGAAAAAGGCUUAUCGUAUGGGCGCGAGGCAAAACUGCUUUGCAAGAAAAUAGUCUCCUUCUUUUCACUGCUUUCCAAGACUCAGGACACGACUGUGCGGAAACUCGGUGUCACCCAGGAACUCCUUUCCCUCGUCACCGGUCUAGCCCACUAUCUCAAGCUACUCAUCAGGAUUUGUCUGCAAGGGGCAUUGCGUCUUGAGAGGGACUCGGGACUCAGCGACGGGUUAGACCGACUCUUGGCCGGUCUGAACGACUUUGAGACUUCCAAGUCGGAUGAGAGCCUCAUGCAUCUGACGAUGGGGAGGCCCAAGUUGUCUGCCAAAGAUUCUGAUCAUUGCCCCCUGUGCAAACGGUCUGUCGAGGAUGAGUGCGCCAAGAAUGGUGAUUUUCGAUGGCAUCUCGCAUGCAUGAAAUGCAGCCAUUGCGGCAGUGAGCUGAGCCGAGCUCUAACGGAGGCUCACCACAAUGCCUUCGACGGCAAAGUCUACUGCAGAAACUGUGUCGCCGUCAACACAGACGGAGUCUUGCCCUUUGUACACGUCACUAAGCUUGGCCAGUAUGUCUUCUUGUUGAAGGUAGCCUUGGCUAGACUCCUAGAUAUCCUUCGCAGUAAUGGUACGUUGCCGUACCCAAACGAAGACUUGUCCGUCGCUUCCCCGGACCAAAAGCAGCCGGGGGCUCCGCCAUUCCUUUCCUCAGAUGCGAGAUCCAAAUCCUAUGCAGGCACCACCGAUCAAAGGGAGACCAAGCGCGAAUCGACGUAUGAGACCACGCUCAACGAAGUCCGGAGACUCCGAAGCACUCGACUUGACCGUCACCUGUCCACGAGCGUUCGUCAGGCACGAUCCUCGCGCGUUAUGGACGCGGACGGCAGGGGACCACGUCCAAGUUCCGCUGGCGCUGAUGAAAACAGGAACGACCUUCAGAGCUCAACCGACCUGAUGUUUGGACAGAAUGAUGCCAUUACACUGGACGACAUUCCGCGGAUUGUUGCCGUCGAACAGUCUCGCGAGGCACAGCAAAAGAGGGAGCAAGAUGCUCGCCGGGAUCUUCUCUGCAAUCCAGGCGGUACCGACGGACUGCCGCCCCAAGGUCAUCAACGCACGCAAUCUGUUGGUAGAGAUCCUGAUAUGCAUGCUGCAGAGGCCAUUCCUACCCGCAUGAUGCGAAAAUUCUUCCCCGAGCUGUCAGGGCUGGAGUAUUUCAACGUGCGCCACUUGGCUGUAUUAACAUUGCAUCCAAUGGUGGAGCAAGAGUUUGCCCUCGAGGAGCUAUUGACCUUUAUCGAAUCACGAAAGCCACCAACGUUCUGGAAGAACCUCGGCAAAGCCUUCAAGAACGACAAGAACAAGAAUGUGAAGAAGAAGGGAGUGUUUGGCGUCCCCUUGGAAGUCAUCAUCGAACGCGACGGGGCUGAUUCGACGGACGGUGUUGGUCCCGGGACCUUGCGCAUCCCCGCCAUUGUUGACGAUAUCAUUGCGUCGAUGCGAAAGAUGGACCUGUCAGUGGAAGGCGUUUUCCGGAAGAACGGCAACAUCAAAAAGCAGCAGGAACUGGCAGAAAAAAUCAACCAGGAAGGCUGUGACGUUGUUAACUUCAUGGAACAGCCAGUGGUGCAGUUGGCGGCGCUUCUAAAACGCUACCUCCGAGAACUCCCCGAUCCUCUGAUGACGCACAAGCUGUACAGGCUAUGGAUAAGCGCGGCGAGACUGCCAGACCUUGAGAGAAGAAAGCAAUGUCUGCACCUGAUAUGCUGCCUGUUACCCAAAAGCCACCGCGACAGCCUGGAGAUCUUGUUCACCUUUUUGAAAUGGGCCGGCUCUUUCCAUCAACUCGACGAAGAGGUGGGGUCAAAGAUGGACAUUAGAAAUCUAGCAACCGUCAUAGCUCCCAACAUCCUGACGAAUGCGUCAAAGGCCCCUGCUCUCGACAGCGAGGCCAUUUACGUGAUAGACGCGGUGGAGAUGCUGAUCACCCAUAUCGAGGAGAUGUGUCUGGUACCUGAUGAACUGUUGGCGUUGCUCAACGACCCUUACAUCUUCAGCAACAGCGGCGAAAUCACGACAAAGGAGAUUUUGAAACGAUUUCAAGACCGCAGGGGACAGGUGCCUGGGGCAGCAGAGAUUAGCGAAGUGUAUAACAGACAAGACGUUUCGACACGAUCUCCUCCGAAACGGUCAGAAACCGAUCCUUCGGUCUGGCAAGGCGAGAGGACAGUACGGCGAGUACAAGAUCCGUCGCCACAGCCGGCUGGCGGUGGUGGUGGUGGUGGUGGUGGUGGUGGUGGUGGCCAUCAGGAUCAUGCCACACAUGCCACACCUCCCCAUAAAUGGCCACCCGGAUCAGGGGAACAUGCUCGUGAUCCCUACGAUCCCCAGUUCAAUCAUUCGGACAGCAAUCUGGACCAAUCGGACGGUCAGCGUGGCGAGUGGCGCAACUCGGCCUGGGGACGUCGCGGCGGCGGCCUGGGCGUUGGGGGCGACUCAUGA